This is a messenger RNA of Drosophila erecta, 1468 nucleotides long. RefSeq names its product neuropeptides capa receptor (gene CNMaR). Gene Ontology annotation, biological process: G protein-coupled receptor signaling pathway. The transcript has 7 exons. The record is from RefSeq and is a predicted model, not a curated record. NCBI's taxonomy places the organism in Eukaryota, Metazoa, Arthropoda, Insecta, Diptera, Drosophilidae. The coding region runs from base 1 to 1443 and encodes 480 amino acids. Gene Ontology annotation, molecular function: G protein-coupled receptor activity. Gene Ontology annotation, cellular component: plasma membrane.
AUGGAUAUGGAGUAUGAAGCCAACAGUAGUGACUCUACAACUGCGACAACAGAAGCAGAUUUCAGUCCAACAUUGGGCGAAUCAAAUGUCACGGAGUUCAAUUCAACAGGGAUGGACGUGAAUGAUUCAACUGGCGAGGAUGAUAUGCUAAAGAUAGCCUUCUUUAUAGGGGAUUUCGUACAUCAGUUCUAUAUACCAGUAGUUUGCUGCACGGGCAGCAUUGGGAACAUCCUCUCCGUGUUUGUCUUCUUCAGGACCAAGUUGAGGAAGUUAUCCUCCAGCUUUUACCUGGCCGCUCUCGCCGUCAGCGACACCUGCUUCCUGGCCGGACUUUUCGCACAGUGGCUGAACUUCCUCAACGUGGACAUCUACAAUCGGAACUACUUCUGCCAGUUCUUCACCUUCUUCAGCUACUUGGCCAGCUUCUGCUCCGUGUGGUUUGUGGUGGCCUUCACCGUGGAGCGCUUCAUAGCGGUCAUCUAUCCACUGAAGCGCCAGACCAUGUGCACCGUGCGGCGGGCCAAGAUCGUCCUGUUUUGCCUGACCCUCGUGGGUUGUUUGCACUGUCUGCCCUAUAUAGUGAUUGCCAAGCCGGUGUUUAUGCCCAAACUGAACACCACCAUUUGCGAUCUCAACUCGGAAUACAAAGAACAACUGGCCCUCUUCAACUACUGGGACUCCAUUGUCGUCUACGCGGUGCCCUUCACCACCAUCGCCGUUCUGAACACCUGUACAGGUUGCACGGUGUGGAAGUUUGCCACCGUUCGCCGCACGCUGACCAUGCACAAGAUGAAGCCCCAAACGAACAGCAUGCCAUCGAACUCGUCGAACUCAUCGGGAGGAGCAUCUGCAGUGGCCUCGUACCGCCUUUCGGCAUCGCUGAAGCGCCAGAAGUCGACAGGAACGCAUCCAAGUGGACAGCAUAUUGUGGCCAACAGGCAGCCGGAUGAUCAGGAGCAACAGCAGUCGCAGCAGCACCAGCAGCAUCAAAUAAACAAUUGCCAACACCAUUGCGAGAUUACGCAGAAACCAGCCCGUCGCAAGGUACAAAACUCAUCGCAGCUCAAGGUAACCAAAAUGCUGCUAAUUGUCUCAACGGUUUUUGUCUGCCUCAAUUUGCCAAGCUGCCUGCUGCGCAUCGAGGCCUAUUGGGAGACGGAGUCGGAACGAAACGAGAACUCCACAAUUGCUUUGCAAUAUAUUUUUCACGCUUUCUUCAUCACCAAUUUUGGCAUCAAUUUCGUGCUUUACUGCGUCAGUGGACAGAAUUUCCGCAAAGCCGUAUUGAGUAUUUUCCGAAGGGUUUCAUCCGCUCAACGGGAGGCAGGAAACACCCAAGUGACAGUUUCUGAAUAUUGUCGCAAUACUGGCACUUCAACUCGACGUCGGAUGAUGACGCAACAUUGUUGGAAUGAAAUGCACGAGUUGCAUCCACUCAAGUGAAUGGCUGAGCUUACGGGAAAAUUAA